Messenger RNA from Colossoma macropomum (tambaqui), 806 nucleotides. RefSeq names its product neuromedin U (gene nmu). The coding region runs from base 1 to 573 and encodes 190 amino acids. The record is from RefSeq and is a predicted model, not a curated record. Gene Ontology annotation, molecular function: neuromedin U receptor binding. The transcript is spliced from 10 exons. Lineage: Eukaryota; Metazoa; Chordata; Actinopteri; Characiformes; Serrasalmidae. Gene Ontology annotation, biological process: regulation of smooth muscle contraction.
AUGAAGAGCAGCAGGUGCCCAAAGCGAGCCACUCGGAGCGCGAGCCCCAGCAGCGGCAGCGCGAGCCCGAACUACAGAAGUAGCGCGAGAACAACCGCGAGCAGCCGCAGCAGCGCACUUUCUCCAGUUCACAGCGCGAGCCUCGCACUCUUCGUGCUGCUGCUGCUCUCCGCCGCGCCGCUCUGCACAGGUACUCCAGUGUUCCUGAAUCCAUCUACAGUACAGCAUGAGCAGCUCUUAAACCAGAUAGAUAAUGCGUGCUCGUCCUACCUCUCUGCAGAACAACCCCUAAGGACAUCUGACGUACUGCGGGACUUCUGCGGGUUGAUGCUGGGGGUGCUGCGAAAAUCUCAGGAGUUGGCAGCUCGAGAGCCGAGUAAAAGAUUUUUAUUUCAUUACACUAAGCCGAAUGGUGCCGGAUUGUCUGAUGGGACGCUCAUACCCAAGCUCCAUAGCAGAAGACGCAGAAGAGUGGAGUCACAUGAGGACAUGCAGGGCCCAGGCGCCAUCCAGAGUAGAGGAUACUUCUUAUAUCGGCCGCGAAAUGGAAGACGGUCAACAGAAUAUGUGUAAAGAGGAGAAAGAAAACAGUCCUUGUCCUGUGGAGCUGCUGUUUAUACCCAGAUGAAAGCCAGACAACCCUGGACACCACACCCAUUCCUCCGGAGCACCUGCUAACUGUCCGUCUAUGGUGUAUAGUGAUGUUAAAUGUACAUAGAGAAUCCAAAUAAAGUCUUUUUUUGACCCAAAGGUCCUGAUUGUGUAACCAUGUUGUGUCUUUUGAAUUAAAAGCAUUCUGAAAUGUU